This is a messenger RNA of Naegleria gruberi, 618 nucleotides long. RefSeq lists its product as uncharacterized. NCBI's taxonomy places the organism in Eukaryota, Heterolobosea, Eutetramitea, Acrasida, Naegleriidae. The record is from RefSeq and is a predicted model, not a curated record. The transcript has a single exon. Gene Ontology annotation, biological process: protein homooligomerization. Bases 1 to 618 code for a protein of 205 amino acids.
AUGAUGAACAACCAAACAAACGAAACAGUAGAACAAGCAAAUGAAUUAAAGUACGAAUUAAACUCUGUUGUUGAACGUUUAGAUCAAGUGGUCAUGGCUUGGAGCAGUAAAAUGACCAAACGCGAGAAUGAUUUUCAAGAAUUACAAAAACUUUCAACAAAAUUCACAUUCAAAGAAGGUGAAAUUAUCAAACUAAACAUUAGUGGAAUCGUUUUCAAGGUUUUUAAGGAAACUUUGGAUCAGAAAAUUGUAAAACCUAAACCUACAACAAUUAAAUUUACAAAUAGUAGACUUAGAAAUGAACAAAGUAUGGAACAGUCAACGGAGGAAGUUCAAUAUUAUCCACCUAACUUUUUCAAUGUACUCAUGUCUGGAAUUCACAAUUUAUCGAUGGAUAAGGAUACAAAUGCGAUAUUUAUUAAUAGAGAUCCAACUCAUUUUCAUUGCAUUCUCAAUUAUUUGAGAGGUCAAGGACAUUCGAAAGAUUUCGUUCUUCCAAAAGAUUCGUAUGCUCUCGAAUGUUUGUUUAUCGAAGCAAGAUUUUACAUGUUGGAAGGUUUGAUGGAAAUUAUUGAGAGAAUUUCUCCAAAUAUUAAACAAAAUUAUUGCAGAGAUUAG